Molecule: messenger RNA, 500 nt
Organism: Bactrocera tryoni
Lineage: Eukaryota; Metazoa; Arthropoda; Insecta; Diptera; Tephritidae
Exons: 4
Coding region: 183-500 (105 amino acids)
Source: RefSeq, a predicted model, not a curated record
AAAUAUAUUGUAAAUUACAAACAAAUAAAGGAUUUGCGACGUGAAUAUUUGAUUGGUAUCGUAAAGAAUGAGAAAACCUUUUCAAACCUCUUGAGCAAGGAAAAAUCGAAAUUUGUAGCUACAGUGGCAUCACCGGUGACUUGGAGGUCGAGCAUUAGGUGGAGCUCGCUUCGAAACUGCCCAUGUCAUUGGAAGAGCACGUGCGCCUCGUGGAAGACAAACUUUCACAAAAGGAAUGCACAGAUGCUAUGAUGCGGCUAAUAUCGAAGUCAAAGGGCGCAAAGGGCAGUGUAGACGGCAUACUGCGUGGUAUGUUUUUAGAUGAUGUAAUGAACCAUUACAAUUUAGAGGGGCGCAAAGAGAAGGAAUCCCUAUUAAAGCUAAAGUGCGUAGGCUUAAUUUUUGAUAUAUUUCCUAACAAGGUCAAAAACACAAUCUGUGGGGAGCUCCGAAAACUUGUGGCUUUAAGCCACAAUCGUUUUAAACAAAAAAAACAUUAA